AUGAAGGUCUUUCUGAGCGGAGGAAGUGGCUUCAUCGCCGCCCACGUCCUCGACAUCCUACUCGAGCAUGGCCAUACUGUCAUCACCUCGGUUCGUUCCCAAGAGAAAGCCAACAAGAUCAAAGAGGCGCACCCCAACACGCCUGCCUCCCAGCUCGAGUUCCGGAUUGUCAAAGACAUAGCACAGGAGGGGGCCUUUGACGAAGCCAUCAAGAUUGACGGCCUGGAAGCGGUGAUUCACACAGCCUCGCCUUUCCAUUUCAACGUCACAGAUGUCAAGAAAGACUUGCUUGACCCUGCCAUAAUCGGCACAACAGGUAUCCUGAAAGCCAUCAAGAAGAAUGCUCCCAGCGUGAAGAGAGUCGUCAUCACGAGUUCCUUUGCCAGCAUCGUCAAUCCAAGUAAGGGAAACUCCUGGACCGAGCACACGUACAGCGAGGAGGACUGGAACCCCAUCACGGAAGAAGAGGCGGUGCUGAACCCCAGCAAUGGAUACAGAGCCAGCAAGACGUUCGCCGAGAAAGCUGCGUGGGAGUUUGUCGAGAAGGAGAAACCAAACUUUACGUUGAGCACUAUGUGCCCUCCUUUAGUUAUAGGUCCAAUUGUCCACUACCUCAACAGCCUCGAUAGCCUCAACACCUCUAACCAGCGAACCGCCAACCUCAUGACCGGCAAGAACAAGUCUGAAAUCCCCGACACCGGUACCUACAUCUGGAUCGAUGUGCGAGAUCUCGCCCUCGCCCACGUCAAAGCCAUCGAGCUCCCAGAAGCCGCGAACAAGCGAUUCUUCAUCACCGCUGGUUACUUCUCCAACAAGGAGAUCGCUGAGAUUAUCCGCAAGAACUUCCCCGCGCUCGAAAAGGAAUUGCCGGCGAAGGACGUCAAGGGUGGAGAUUACCCGAAAGAGGGAUUAUAUAAGGAGUGA
Molecule: messenger RNA, 924 nt
Organism: Lachnellula hyalina
Lineage: Eukaryota; Fungi; Ascomycota; Leotiomycetes; Helotiales; Lachnaceae
Product: Ketoreductase
Exons: 4
Coding region: 1-924 (307 amino acids)
Molecular function (GO): oxidoreductase activity, acting on the CH-OH group of donors, NAD or NADP as acceptor
Source: RefSeq, a predicted model, not a curated record